AUGAUUGAAAAAUCUAGAACUGAAGAGGACCAUCUCCGAGUCUUGAGGAAGUUGUUCUUAAGAUUGAGAAAAUUCCAGCUGAAACUCAACCCAGCAAAAUGCAUAUUUGGAGCCAGAUCAGGAAAGUUGUUAGGCUUCAUAGUCAGUAAGAAAUGGAUUGAGAUUGACCCGGAUAAAGUCAAAGCAAUACGAGAUUUUCCUCCUCCAGGUACUCAGAAGGAGGUCCGAGGUUUCCUAGGAAGGUUGAACUACAUUGCCCGGUUUAUUUCGCAAUUGACUGAGAAAUACGAUCCAGUGUUUCGCCUUCUGAAGACACAUAAUCCGAGAGAAUGGGAUGAGGAAUGUCAUAAAACUUUUGACAAAAUAAAACAAUACUUGGCUAAUGCUCCAAUACUAUCACCGCUUAGUCCAGAUAGACCAUUGAUAUUAUAUCUAACGGUGUUUAACAAUUCCACAGGAUGCGUCUUGGGCCAACAUGACGAAACAGGGAAGAAAGAGAGAGCAAUAUACUAUCUCAGCAAGAAAUUCACUGAUUGUGAAAUGAAGUACUCGUCCAUUGAAAAGUUGUGUUGUAACGGAAUUGGGGAAGUCUUGGUAUCCCCAAAUAGAGAUCAUUAUCCUAUCGCUAGCAAGUUGGACUUCGAUUGCACAAAUAACAUGGCAGAAUAUGAAGCAUGUAUUAUGGGUAUUCGUGCGGCCAUUGAACGUAAAAUCAAAGUGCUUAAAGUGUAUGGAGAUUCCGCGUUGGUGAUAUACCAACUCAAAGGAGAUUAUCUCCCACGAGAGGAAAACCAAAUGGCUGAUGCAUUGGCUACUCUGGCUUCGAUGAUUCAGGUGAACAGACUUGAAGUAAUGAAGCCUAUUCAGAUGAGUAUCUAUGAAACCCCAGCUCAUUGCUACAAUAUUGAGGGGGAGGGAAAAUACGAUCACCAUUGGUAUCGGAGUAUCCUACAGUAUUUAAAGAAUCGGGAGUACCCUAGCCAGGCAACAGAGAACGACAAAAGAACUUUGAGAAGAAUAGCCAUCGAAUAUGUCUUAGAUGGAAAAGUGCUAUACAAAAAAAGAAAAGAUCAGGUACUGUUAACAUGUGUGGAUGCCAUGGAAGCUAAGAAAAUUCUGGAGGAAGUCUAUAAGGUUUACGGAAUGGAGGCAGUAUUACCCAUCGAAGUUGAAAUCCCCUCUCUACGGAAACGAAUGAUGCGAGCCUAUAAUAAAAAGGUUCGCCCCAGAGAAUUUAGCGGAGGAGACUUGGUGCUAAAAAAAAUUCUUCCUAUGCAAAAGGACUUUAGAGGAAAAUGGAUGCCAAAUUGGGAGGGUCCUUAUGUCGUAAAGAAGGCCUUCACUGGUGGAGCUUUGAUUCUAAGUGAGAUAGAUGGAAAAGACUUACCCAAUCCCGUAAAUUCAGACUCAGUCAAGAAAUACUUCACUUGA
Gossypium raimondii (Peruvian cotton) is the source of this 1431-nucleotide messenger RNA. RefSeq lists its product as uncharacterized. Bases 1 to 1431 code for a protein of 476 amino acids. Gene Ontology annotation, molecular function: nucleic acid binding; RNA-DNA hybrid ribonuclease activity. Lineage: Eukaryota; Viridiplantae; Streptophyta; Magnoliopsida; Malvales; Malvaceae. The record is from RefSeq and is a predicted model, not a curated record. The transcript is spliced from 5 exons.